GAUGUGUUGACAGUCUGCAGAACGACGGAAGUUGCCUGCAUCCUCAUCAGUAAACUUAUGGGUGUGUUUCAUGCUGACACCCACUAGAGAGGAGGGUUUGGGAAUACUGGCCUCCAUGUUAGCACAUACCUGCCCCAGCUGCUAUGUCCUCCACCUCCAUGUCAGCAUCUACUGGUUGUGGUGGUGGUGAUGCUGCAGCUGCCAUGGCAACCCAGGCGUCGGAGCAGGCUCUGCUGGCCUCAGAUCGCUACGCCAGACUCAUCCUGGCCCAGAUGAACAAGAUGCGGCUCCGCACAGAUUUCUGUGAUGUGGGUCUGAAGGUGGGCAGCCGGGUCUUCAUGGUCCACCGCCUGGUGCUCGCUGCUAGCAGCCCUUACUUCUCCGCUCUGUUCUCCGGGGGGAUGAGGGAGGCGGAUAAAGAGGAGGUGCAGAUUCUCGGAGUGGAGACUCAAGUGUUUGAGAUUCUCCUGGACUUCAUAUACACAGGCGUGAUCAGUGUGACGGUGGAGAACGUCCAGGAGCUGAUGGUGGCGGCGGACAUGCUGCAGCUGAACGAGGUGGUGUCCAUCUGCGGAGGGUUCCUCAAGGGCCACAUAGACCCGUCCAACUGUGUGGGCAUCUUUCAGUUCCUGGAGCAGAUCGCCUGCAUGGAGAUGCUGGAGUUCACAGAGAACUACAUUCAGGUUCACUUUCUGGAGGUGUGUGUGACCGAUGAGUUCAGGGGCCUGUCGAAGGAUCAGCUGGUGAGGCUCCUAAGAAGUGAAGAGCUGAGGAUCGAGGAUGAGUACCAGGUGUUCACGGCAGCCAUGGACUGGGUCCUCCAAGACAUGGCAAAGAGGAAAAAACACGUAGUGGAGGUGUUGGAGCCGGUGCGCUUCCCUCUGCUGUCCCCACAGAGACUGUUCAAGUACAUCGAGGGUAUUACCGACUUCAGCCUGCGGGUGGCACUGCAGACUCUUCUUAAGGAAUACACUGAAGUCACAAAGUCUCCCAAAGAGAAUAAGAUGUACAGCCAGCUCCAACCAGCCAAGAUGAGACCCAGAAGAAAAGCCAGAAAAUACCUCUAUGCUAUAGGGGGCUACACUCGGCUGCAGGGCGGCCGCUGGAGUGACAGCCGCGCGUUGAGUUGUGUGGAGCGCUUCGACACCUUCAACCAGUACUGGACCACCGUGUCGUCCCUGCACCAGGCCCGCAGCGGGCUGGGGGUGGCCGUAUUGGAGGGCAUGAUCUACGUGGUGGGAGGGGAGAAAGACUCGAUGAUCUUCGACUGCACUGAGAGGUACGACCCGGUGACCAAGCAGUGGGCCGCCGUGGCGUCUUUGAACUUCCCGCGCUGUGGGGUCGGCGUCUGCCCCUGCCACGGAGCUCUGUAUGCACUUGGUGGUUGGAUUGGCUCGGAGAUCGGGAAGACGAUGGAGCGAUACGACCCGGAGGAGAACCGGUGGGAGGUGAUCGGAAGCAUGGCCGUCCCUCGGUACUACUUCGGCUGCUGUGAGCUACAAGGCUUUAUUUACGUGAUUGGAGGCAUCAGUGACGAGGGAAUGGAGCUGCGUUCGGCCGAGGUGUAUGAUCCCAUCUCUCGCCGAUGGAGCGCUCUCCCUGUCAUGGUCACGCGUCGGGCCUACGUGGGCGUCACCUGCCUCAAUAACUGCAUUUACGCCGUGGGUGGCUGGAACGAGGCGCUGGGGGCACUGGAGACGGUGGAGAAGUACUGUCCAGAAGAGGAGAAAUGGAUGGAGGUGGCGUCGAUGUCCACUGCUCGUGCCGGCGUUUCAGUGUCAGCGGUCAACGGGAUGCUGUACGCAGUCGGGGGCAGGGCGGCCAGCAGAGACUUCUCCGCCCCGGUGACGGUGGACUCGGUGGAAAUCUACGACCCUCACCUUGAUACCUGGACGGAAGUAGGCAACAUGAUCACUAGCCGCUGUGAUGGAGGGCUGGCUGUGCUUUGAGAAGCUAAACAUUUUCAAACUGUGAACAGCCAUGUCUCCUACAAACAGCAUAAACUGAAGAAAAGCGGCACCUUAAGGUACACAAAAGUGUGUUUCUGCCUCGAAUAGGCUUUACGUUACACGUUACAACGUCCUAAAACGUUUCCAUUGGGAGAAACGUGCUGUAAUUUCAAAAACAGUGCAAAUAAAGAAUAACACAAAUGUGCCAAAACACAUGCAAAUCAAAAAAACAUCUUCACCAACUUGACAUGCCCAGCGUUUACUAAAAGCGCUGCGUAAACAGAUCGCUGCAAAUACAAAGCACUGAAAAUAAAAAAUCGCUGCAAGAGUCUCAAAACACAUGAAACGGACUAUCUCUGCAAGAGUUAAAGUUGGCCAACUUCAUAUUCCUUUUCCGUUGUGUUUGGAGCUUCUUGCAGCGUUUCGUCUACAUAGCGCUUUUAGUAAAUGCUGCGCAUGUGUUGUCAAGUUGGUGGAGAUGUUUCUUCAUUUGCAUGUGUUUUGGCCCUUUUGUGUUUUUAUAAUUGCAACGUUUCUGAAGCUGCAGCGCGUUUCUCCUAAUGGAAGUGAUUUGGGCCGUUGUAGCGUGUUUGCACCUAUGAGCCACCGUAGGUCACACGUUUUUUUUCACAUUCAUUAGGCAUAUGACAGCGGAUUUCAUACUGGAAAAACGGCCAAAACGGCUACUUGCCUUUGUCACAAUUUUUAUAGUGACAAUUUUAUCCACUUGACACUUUUACAAGAAAGUCAGUUCCCAUGUUGUGUAUUCAAAGACAAAGCGAUCCCUGUGAUAAGGACCUUUUUUCACAGCGAUGGAGUCCUAUUUUGGAUGGACGGACCUGAGUUUUUUUCUUUCUACGUGGAACAUUCCUUAGACAAGAUGUGAAAGCACUGUUUUUAUGUUUGUGUUUUCUCCUUAUUUUUUCUUAAAGAAAUGUUUAAGUGCAUUGCUACUCGGAAGACUGAUCAAACCACUUGAGCCUAUUGUAUUAAUGGAACCGAAGUUCCAUGGUAAGUGAUUCCUGAACAGCACACCACCGUUAAUAUUCACUGGAUUAUUUUUGUAUAUAUAUCAUGUGAUUCUGUUAAUAAUAGUGCCUCUUAGUCACUGUGUACACUCGAAAAGAGAUCAUUUCACUCAUCAGUGGCAUCUGACAUUACUACGAUAUUGCAAUAUUAUUAUUAGACGUAGAAAUGUUUUUACCUUUUCAUGGUAAUUUAUGUCAUCAUUUGCAAGCUGAGUGUACAUUUCCUUUCAUGUACGGUUCUCCCUUUGCAAACAGCAAAAUAACAAUGUUACAAAACAUCUUUUAGUGGUUGCUUUUCAGGCUGAAUAAACUUCACAAAGAGUUA
Messenger RNA from Trematomus bernacchii (emerald rockcod), 3302 nucleotides. It is a transcript of the gene klhl27, whose product is annotated as intracisternal A particle-promoted polypeptide. Gene Ontology annotation, molecular function: actin binding. The record is from RefSeq and is a predicted model, not a curated record. The transcript is spliced from 10 exons. Lineage: Eukaryota; Metazoa; Chordata; Actinopteri; Perciformes; Nototheniidae. The coding region runs from base 144 to 1949 and encodes 601 amino acids.